GAUCACAUUCGAGAGAUUUCUCAGCGGAGUCCAAAACACAUGAGAGAAAUCCUGUCUACACCGACACAAAGUGACAGCAUUGGUGUUUUGUGAUCCACAGAGGUUCUUCACUUCGGACGGCUUACCUCAGCCACAGUCAUGGUGUGCAUUCCCUGUAUUGUGAUUCCUGUCCUAUUGUGGGUCUACAAGAGGUUCCUGGAGCCUAUCCUAUAUCCCUUCAUUUCACCAAUUAUUAAUACAUUCUGGACCAAAAAAGCAGUCCAGGAGACUGGCACAAGUGACCAAAAAGUUAGUGAAAAGAGUAAUGGGACUCACAAGCCGGAAAGCAAUGGUGAGGCCACUGCCAAUGGAUCUACUAUAGCAGCAGAUAAGAAGACAGACUGACAGCUUUAAAUGUUUAUAAUGCUUAUAAAACUGUGUAAAUAUUCCAUUAAUAUAAUAUAGAUAAACUAUGAAAUAACUUAUCAGUUCUCUUUGAAUGGAGUGGUUUUUACAACCUUCCAAAAUUGUGUGUGAAUUUUUAAUUUUUUCAUUCAGUAAAUUUAAUGAAUUGGUUAUUGUUACGUUUUCCCUGUUAAUCAUGUCGAUAUAUGCAUUUACUUUAUUGGAUAUUCAGUCUUAAUGAAAUAGUUUUUCUAAGUCAAACUUGCAGUUUAAUAACUGAAUAAAACAGAACCUUCAAAUAAAAAAAAGAUGCUCAUUUAUUACUGCCAUACACGCUGUGCUUCCACCUCAACCAGCUCGCUCAUUUUCACAUUGUGUAGUCACUAACAACUCAAUUUUGUUUGUAUUUAAUGACAUUCUAAACAAUAUAAAUUUGAUAUAAAUAUUAUGUCUCUGUAAAGCUUGUUUGCUGCUGUAACAACAAAAUGAUUCUCACAUCUUUGCUGAAAAUCUGUUUUAACCAUUUCCUACUGAAAUAUAUUUGACAUUAGUGUAGAAUUUAUUGUACCUCUUUCUGAUAAGGCAGCACUUAUAAAGAAUUUUUUUAAGCUGUUAUUAAUUACUUUUUUAAUGGUUAAUAGAUAGGUUACUAAUGUGUUACAGGUCAGUUACAAGACAAUAAGCACUUUUAGGUUGCCAGGUAAUGGAAAAUGCCCCUUCAGCACGACGCUUUGCCAGCCCUUCAUCAAGUCUAUAGUUAUGAAUGCUAGUAAGUCUUCAAUAAAGGGUAAUGGGUUUCGCAUUAGUCACCUAUAAUCUUAAGUAAUCAUCAAUAAAGGCUUCAACUGCCGUUUCUGCAAAGGUGACAUCUCUGUUUACACCUGUAUUUGUAAGAUAUUGCAAGGAUUGAUUUGGAAUAUGGGAGGUCUCUCUUUUAACUAAUGGUUUUGGUUUAUAUGUCCACAUGAUUACUGAACAUUAUAUCUAGAGCUUAAAUUAUUUUUUACCAAAUGAUUAAAAGUCAGUGCCCAGCCUCUGUCGCUAAUGUUGGAAGACCAGAGUCCUCACUAAGACCAAGACAAAAGUUUUCAGAUCUUUACACUAAUAUUAGUUUAUAAAGCACUGAAUGAUUUAGGGCCACAAUACAUCUCUGACCUGCUGCUGUGUUAUGUACUGUCCAGGCGUCUUAAAUAACCUGGGACAUCUGCUAACUGUCAGAAAGAAUUCAGUUUUUAUCCACCACAGACAAACUCGAGGUCUCUGUUCUUUGGAAUAGAGGUGUUUUGUUUGCCACUGCUCUUUAGUGAAUUAAACAUGGGAUUAUUCAUUCAUAUCUUGGACUAUACUGAAGCUGUACCAUCACUUUUAUUC
This is a messenger RNA of Seriola dumerili (greater amberjack), 1755 nucleotides long. RefSeq names its product chromosome unknown C18orf32 homolog (gene c21h18orf32). The record is from RefSeq and is a predicted model, not a curated record. Gene Ontology annotation, biological process: positive regulation of canonical NF-kappaB signal transduction. The transcript is spliced from 3 exons. Bases 139 to 384 code for a protein of 81 amino acids. NCBI's taxonomy places the organism in Eukaryota, Metazoa, Chordata, Actinopteri, Carangiformes, Carangidae.